Messenger RNA from Lodderomyces parapsilosis, 1251 nucleotides. RefSeq lists its product as uncharacterized. Gene Ontology annotation, molecular function: 5S rRNA binding. Gene Ontology annotation, cellular component: nucleolus. The transcript has a single exon. The record is from RefSeq and is a predicted model, not a curated record. NCBI's taxonomy places the organism in Eukaryota, Fungi, Ascomycota, Pichiomycetes, Serinales, Debaryomycetaceae. Bases 1 to 1251 code for a protein of 416 amino acids. Gene Ontology annotation, biological process: ribosomal large subunit assembly; rRNA processing.
AUGAGUGAGCAGGCUAGAACAAGAAAGCAACCUUCUAGAAAAGGUAAGAAAGCAUGGAGAAAGAAUGUGGACUUAAAUGAUAUUGAAGCAAAACUUCAGGAAGUACGAGAUGAAGAGAUAGUGAAAGGUCCUUCAGCACAAGAUGAUUUUGUAAUUGAUGAAACCCCCAACUUUACUUCGAAAGAGUACAAGACGCCAAAGAAACUCAAAACGCAAGAGAUUUUAACAAACAAGUCCAAAGUUCCUGCAUUAGUCAAUAACCGUGCUAAGAAGAAUGCAACAAUACAGGGAGUGAAAAAGACAGAGAUGUUGAGAUUGUUGAAAUUACGGGGUGGUAAAUACAAAGACGAAAGCAUAACCAUGGCAAGAAUUGAACAAGACGGAUUGGUAAGUGGUGAUAGUGAGGAUCUUUGGGAUGAUGAUAGUAGUACCACAACCAAACAUAAAGCAAAAAUCCCUGAUUAUGGCACUUCCACAGCCGAGGUCACUCCAGCUACGGUCGUACCGCCAACUUUGCGUGUCAAGCCCAUACAAGUCACCAAAAAUGAUUUGACUGAGAAAGCCGUCCAUGCUGGUAAAUCGUAUAACCCAUCGUUGGAGUCAUGGAAGGAGUUGAUAGACCAGGAAUAUGGUGUGGAAUACCAGAGAGAAUUGACACGGCAGUCGAUGGAGGACCACAAAUUGAGAAUUCAAGAGCUUAUGGUCACUUUAAAUGAUAACAUGUUUUCCGAUGGCAGUGAUGAAGAAGAAGAAGAAAAGGAGGAGGAAGACAUAAUUGGUGAAAAUGAGAAGGACUAUUCAUUGUCCAUAAACAAACCAACAAAAAUCAAGAUUAAAACAAAGACAAAGAGAAACAGACAAACCAAACACAAGGAAAGAGUUAAAUUAGAACAAGAAAUCAAAGAUUUGAAGAAGCAGUUGAAGGAUCUUUCUAAUUUGGAUAAAAUUCUACAGAAACAGCAACAAGAAGAAGAUGAGGGUAAGUCAAGAACAAAACCGUCUGAAAAGCCAAGAAGUUUGAAAAGGAACAAAUUGCAUAAAUACACCCCUAUUGAAACUCCAUUAGAAUUGAAGUUAUCAGAUGAAUUGACUAGUAAUUUGAAAAACUUAAAACCAGAAGGUAACCUAUUUUAUGAUCAAAUGUUAAACUUACAAUCAAGUGGUAAGAUUGAAAGUAGAGUUCCAGUGCAUAAGAAGAGAAAGUACGCCAAAAAGGUUACUGAAAAAUGGACCUACAAGGAUUUCAAAUAA